Molecule: messenger RNA, 792 nt
Organism: Medicago truncatula (barrel medic)
Lineage: Eukaryota; Viridiplantae; Streptophyta; Magnoliopsida; Fabales; Fabaceae
Exons: 1
Biological process (GO): SCF-dependent proteasomal ubiquitin-dependent protein catabolic process
Cellular component (GO): SCF ubiquitin ligase complex
Source: RefSeq, a predicted model, not a curated record
AAAAAAUUCCAAUCUCUCAGUUCUUCCAUAAAAACAAUGACUUCAGAUCUUUAUUUACCUGACGAGUGUUGGGAAUGCAUCUUCAAAUUCCUCUUCAAAGACGGUGACGACGACGAUAACCGUUGCUCUUUCAAGUCUCUCUCCCUCGUCUCCAAGCAGUUUCUCUCUAUCUCCAACUGUCUCAAAUUCUCUCUCACUAUAUAUGAUCCAACACCACCUUUCCUUUGUGACUUAUUCCCUAGAUUCUCCAACCUCAACUCUCUCGACCUAAGGUGCUACUAUGGUGACCUCGACUCGCUUCUCUUUCAAAUCUCUCGCUUCCCUUUGAACCUCACAUCUCUCAAUUUCUCCGACCAAGAUAUCUUUCCCGCAGAUGGUUUGCGAGCUUUCAGCAAAAACAUUACUACUUUGACCUCUCUCACUUGUUACCACCUUGAAACCCUCAAUAGCACUCAUCUCUUUCUUAUUGCUGAUUGCUUCCCUUUGCUCGAAGAACUCGAUCUUAGUUAUCCUGUAAAGAUCAACUAUCGCAGUAACUUACUCGAUGGUUUAGAGGCUAUUUCAUUGUCACUUUUUAAACUCCGCAAGGUUGAUCUCUCUCGUCAUUGCUAUAUCAACGACCAAUCACUUUUCCACUUUAUAAACAACUGUAAGCUUCUCGAAGAAGUUAUUGUCAUUUUUUGUCCUAGAAUAACCAUUGCCUGCAUUGCUUCUGCUUACCGCAAGAGACCAAUAGUGACGGUAUCAUAUUCCAUUACCUCCGAACCAGACGACUAUGCAAUUGCAAUGUAA